AGUCGUAGUACGUUGAUUUUUUACGUUGUGAAUUGAAUUUAUUAUUCGUGUGUUGGUGAAGUAUUCGUAACUUAAUUAAUCGGUAAAUUGAGAGAAAAGUAAUUCUAAUCGGUGCGAAAUUUGGUUUCGUUUCAAGGUGUUUUCGGCGGUGGUAAUGUGAUUGAAAAAAUAUGAUUUUAUAGGUCAUGUUUUUUGUUCGUUGUCCAGUUUUUAUAAAAGUUUUUAGUCAUAGUUUUAUAUUCUUUAAAGUCGAUCACGAUAUAUAAGUUCUCGUGCGCGAUAAUAAAUCUCAUCAUUAUCAAAUUACUCUCGUGUGUAGAAAACUAACUUCAGUACCUGCACCGUUGGACGAUCCGAACUGGCGAUAAUUGGUUAAUGUUGGGACAACGAUAAUUGGUCUGAUUACAUCGACCAAGCAGCCAUGGAGGACGCUCACGCUAAGAAAGUUGAGGAAGUCCUUACCUAUUUUCAAGUAGAUCCUGAGAGAGGAUUAUCACCAGAUCAAGUCAAAAGAUAUCAAGAAAAAUAUGGCCCUAAUGAACUUCCGGCGGAAGAAGGCAAAUCGAUAUGGCAACUGGUGUUAGAACAGUUCGAUGAUUUAUUAGUCAAAAUUUUAUUAUUAGCAGCUAUCAUAUCUUUUAUAUUAGCCUUAUUUGAAGAACACGAUGACCUAAAUGAAACGUUAACUGCAUUUGUAGAACCUUUUGUAAUAUUGUUAAUUCUAAUAGCAAAUGCCAUCGUAGGAGUAUGGCAAGAAAGAAAUGCCGAAUCGGCUAUCGAAGCUCUAAAAGAAUACGAACCAGAAAUGGGUAAAGUAGUUAGAGGGGAUAAGCAAGGUGUACAAAAAAUUAGAGCUAAAGAAAUUGUUCCUGGUGAUGUGGUCGAAGUUUCAGUUGGUGAUAAGAUUCCAGCGGAUAUUAGAUUAAUUAAAAUUUACUCGACUACGUUGAGAAUUGAUCAGUCAAUUUUGACUGGUGAAUCUGUUUCUGUGAUAAAGCAUACAGACGCAAUUCCUGAUCCGCGUGCUGUCAACCAAGAUAAGAAAAAUAUCUUGUUCAGCGGUACAAAUGUAGCCGCCGGUAAAGCUCGCGGUGUAGUCAUGGGAACCGGAUUGAACACAGCCAUCGGUAAAAUUCGUACCGAAAUGUCCGAAACGGAAGAAAUCAAAACUCCAUUACAACAGAAACUCGACGAAUUCGGUGAACAAUUGUCGAAAGUGAUCUCGGUUAUUUGCGUGGCCGUAUGGGCUAUCAACAUUGGCCAUUUCAAUGAUCCGGCUCACGGUGGUUCGUGGAUCAAAGGCGCCGUGUAUUAUUUCAAAAUCGCCGUCGCUUUGGCUGUGGCCGCCAUCCCGGAAGGGUUACCGGCUGUGAUUACCACGUGUUUAGCUUUAGGUACUCGUCGUAUGGCGAAGAAAAAUGCCAUCGUAAGAUCACUGCCUUCGGUCGAAACUUUAGGAUGUACUUCGGUCAUCUGCUCGGAUAAAACUGGUACAUUGACCACCAAUCAGAUGUCUGUCAGUAGGAUGUUCGUUUUUGAUAAAAUUGAAGGAUCGGAAAGUUCUUUCUCGGAAUUCGAAAUCACUGGAUCAACGUACGAGCCAAUCGGUGAAACGUUCCUAAAAGGACAGAAAAUCAAAGGUGGCGAUUUCGAAACGUUACACGAACUGAGCACCAUCUGUGUUAUGUGCAAUGACUCUGCCAUCGAUUUCAACGAAUUUAAACAAGCUUUCGAAAAGGUCGGUGAAGCUACCGAAACCGCCUUGAUCGUAUUGGCUGAAAAACUGAACCCAUUCAACGUACCGAAAUACGGCUUAGACAGAAGAGCUUCGGCCAUCGUCGUUCGUCAAGACAUCGAAACCAAAUGGAAGAAAGAAUUUACCUUGGAAUUCUCUCGUGAUCGUAAAUCCAUGUCUUCUUAUUGCAUUCCAUUGAAAUCCUCCAAAUUGGGCACCGGACCGAAAUUAUUCGUUAAAGGAGCCCCCGAAGGUGUAUUGGAUAGGUGCACACAUGCCCGUAUUGGAUCUCAGAAAUUCCCAUUGAACGCUGCUCUAAAAUCGAAGAUCAUAGAAUUGACCAAACAAUACGGUACUGGACGGGAUACGUUACGUUGUUUGGCUUUGGCCACUGCUGACAAUCCACUGAAACCGGAAGAUAUGGAUUUGGGUGAUUCUACGAAAUUCUACACUUACGAAGUUGGAUUAACGUUUGUCGGCGUUGUUGGUAUGUUAGAUCCUCCAAGGAAAGAAGUAUUCGAUUCCAUUCAAAGAUGUCGUGCUGCUGGUAUCCGAGUUAUCGUCAUCACUGGUGACAACAAGGCCACUGCUGAAGCUAUCUGUCGCAGAAUUGGCGUUUUCGGUGAAAACGAAGACACCACUGGAAAAUCGUACUCAGGACGUGAAUUCGAUGACUUAGCUAUCGCCGAUCAGAAAGCCGCUGUUGCCAGAGCUAGACUGUUCUCUCGUGUAGAACCUGCCCACAAAUCGAAAAUCGUAGAAUAUUUACAAAGCAUGAAUGAAAUCUCUGCCAUGACUGGCGAUGGUGUCAACGACGCUCCAGCUUUGAAAAAGGCCGAAAUCGGUAUCGCUAUGGGUUCUGGUACUGCUGUAGCUAAAUCUGCCUCGGAGAUGGUAUUGGCUGAUGAUAACUUCUCAUCCAUUGUAGCCGCUGUGGAAGAAGGACGUGCUAUUUAUAAUAACAUGAAACAAUUUAUUCGUUACCUCAUUUCAUCAAAUAUUGGUGAAGUCGUCAGUAUUUUCUUAACCGCUGCUCUCGGAUUACCCGAAGCUCUUAUCCCAGUACAACUACUGUGGGUAAAUCUAGUCACUGAUGGUUUACCUGCUACCGCUCUCGGUUUCAAUCCACCUGAUUUGGAUAUCAUGAGUAAACCACCAAGAAAAAGCGACGAAGGUUUGAUCUCCGGUUGGUUAUUCUUCCGGUAUAUGGCUAUUGGUGGAUAUGUAGGUGCUGCCACCGUUGGAGCUGCUGCCUGGUGGUUCCUUUUCAGUGUCGAUGGUCCUCAGAUGACGUAUUACCAAUUGACCCACCACUUGAGCUGUCUCGGUAACCCAGAAGAUUUCAAAGGUAUCGACUGUCACGUAUUCCACGAUCCUCAUCCGAUGACCUUGGCGUUAUCAGUACUUGUAACUAUUGAAAUGUUGAACGCCAUGAACAGUUUAUCAGAAAACCAGUCACUAAUUGUAAUGCCACCUUGGUCAAACAUGUGGUUGAUCGCUUCAAUGGGUCUUUCAUUCGGAUUACAUUUCGUCAUCUUACAUAUUGAAUUCUUAUCGACUGUGUUCCAAGUCACACCAUUGACGAUCGAAGAAUGGUUAACCGUAAUGAAGUUCUCGAUACCAGUAGUAUUGUUGGACGAAACGCUUAAAUUUGUCGCCAGGCGAUUCACCGAUGGUUCGUCGGCAUACAUUGUACGAGAAAGAGACGACCGUUGGAAUGGCGGCUCGUGCGAUAGCGAUAAGACUAAGCAAGAUUAAAUUAAUUCAUUCGCUCGAAUUCAGAAUUCAGUUGCGAUAUAUGUAGAUUUUUAAUUGUGUGUAAUUUACGAUGCGUUUUAGUGUACUUAAUGUAUAAUUGAUAAGGUUAUGGAAUGAAAACAAUAGUCAUUGAGGGUGUUUAAUUAUAUACGUACGAGUAUCACGGCUCGAUUGGGUAAACAUAACAACGAAUCGGGUUCCUUUUCAAAUUUUUUCGGUCGGAUAGAGUAGAUGUAGGUAUCUAGUAGGGUAUGGGUUAGUUGUCAUUGGUGGUCACGGGGUGAAAAGAUGAAGGAAGCGAAAUCUGUAAACAAAUUUUUGGCGUUUCCUUGCAAAUUAUGCAUUGUAAAUAAUCGUGUUUUCUUUUCUUUUAUUUUUUAUUUUAAAAUGUAUUUUAUACUGCUCUAAAGAUAACACAAUAAAAAUUGCAUUCCUCUGAUUCAACCCUCAAAUCUUCUCAAUCACACUUGAAAUCUGUGUGUACAGAAUAUUCGAUGAUUGAACGGAAAUUGUAUGUACUUCAGAUUUGGAUGCAACUGAGUGCCACUAAAAAAAAAGUUAUACGAAGGUGUUGCUUAUUCAAAAUUGAAAGAUGGAAUUAUGUUUUUAAAAGAAAAAAUCUACGUCCAUUUUUGACCUCAUGGACCCGGGGAUGGGUCGUGCAUCAAAGAAUAGGAAAAAUUGUUUCAUGACAGUGUUGCCCUACUUGCAAAUCGAAGAACUGCAAACAGAUUUUGAGCUUUGAGAGAAAAAUAUUGCAUUUUCAAGAAAAUUAGUAUGUAGUUCUUUGAAAUAGGGAUACAUUUUACCACUUUUUGCCUUAGUUUGAAAUUUAUAGUGUUAUUGUUGUGCUCAAAAAUCAAAAAUGAUGAAAAAAAUUCAAAAAAAAAUUUAGAUUUAUAAAAUUUAGAUUUUCUUAACUUUUUUAGUCUCUCAGGGCUGGGCAGGAAGUAGUUUGAGCAAAAUUUGUUCAUUUUUAGUCGUAGAUACUGUCAAUUUUUUGAUCAUUUUUUUUUUUGGAUUACCAAGGUUUUUUUCUGGAAUUCUGUUCUUAAUACUUUAAAUUUGCAAGUUUGAUAAAAAGUCGUAUGAGGAAAUUCUGCUCUUUUAUUGUAGUCCACUUUCGUAGUCAAAAAGGAUGUUGACUUUUACUUUUUUUUAAAAAUAAUUCGUCCCUUCAAUUCUAGAGAUAGGCAAAACCUUUAUUGGUGUAACAUUUUUCGUACGAUUAGUGUCGGUAGUACCUCAAUUUGAAGUUUUGUAGUCCACUUAUCGGACACCUUAAACAUUUAAAACGUUUUGAAAAUUUGGCAUUUUUUUAUUUCAUCAUUUUUCAUUUUCAGAAAUGCUUUCAAGUAUUUUUUUGAAAUGGCUUUCUUUAAAAAAAAAACAAACAAAAAACAAAAAAACAAAA
Molecule: messenger RNA, 4907 nt
Organism: Planococcus citri (citrus mealybug)
Lineage: Eukaryota; Metazoa; Arthropoda; Insecta; Hemiptera; Pseudococcidae
Gene: SERCA
Product: ATPase sarcoplasmic/endoplasmic reticulum Ca2+ transporting SERCA
Exons: 19
Coding region: 422-3493 (1023 amino acids)
Biological process (GO): intracellular calcium ion homeostasis; calcium ion transmembrane transport
Cellular component (GO): membrane
Molecular function (GO): P-type calcium transporter activity; ATP hydrolysis activity; ATP binding
Source: RefSeq, a predicted model, not a curated record